Molecule: messenger RNA, 10013 nt
Organism: Xyrichtys novacula (pearly razorfish)
Lineage: Eukaryota; Metazoa; Chordata; Actinopteri; Labriformes; Labridae
Source: the annotation of a GenBank genome assembly
AUGCUGAGGUUUGCCGUGCUGGCCUGUGUGCUGUUCUUAGGAGGACACGCUGCAGCCGGGCAGAGAGGUGAGGGCAAUUUUUUAAAAUGUAAAUUUAAAGUCAUAAUUUUAAAGGUUUUCAUUUUGGGAAACAGUUUGAUUGAACUUUUGUCAUACCAGAGAAGGUAUUCCCUAUUUUGAGCAUAAAUAUACAAGAAUUUGGAAAAAGCCACACUUGUAUGCAUUUGAUUCAAAUUAGGAUAGUGUGUUAAUUGAGAUUUAAAAUUUAGAUCUGAAAUUUAAGAACCAAAAUUGCGAAAAUGAAAGUAAAUGUGACAGAGGUUGAAAACACAGUUGCAUCACUUACUUCUUAAACGUCUAUCUUUGUCACCACUCUUCUUACUCACAAUGUGGAAAAACAAUUAGUGUGUGGUCUCAGCUGUAAUAUGAUGUCGUAAUCUAUUAGCGGUGAGGGUGAUUUAUCCCAGGUAUAUUUUCUCUCUGCUGCUGAAUCCAUUCACGAGACAGAGAUGCUGCUAAUGGGAAGAGCACAUUUCCUGUGCUUCAUGCUCGGGAGAUUUCUGCCCCUUUUCUGGCUCCGCUGGGGGGGGAGGAUGGUGGUCAAAGUGCUCAAGGGGGGUCUCGGGGUGGUAGAUCUUAAGGUCAGUUAGUGCAAUGAUCAUGUUCACUCCAAAACAGAAAAUCUCAUCUGGUUUGAAAAUGAGCUUUUCUGCAAAUGAAGUGAAGGAUCUAUAUUGAGUUAUAAUAUUAUUUAGCAAAUGUAAAUGAGAAACUGCACAGAGAAUUUUAACAAUAUCCAUCGCAGAGCAGAAACCAACACCUUAACUUCCUUUGUAGCAUAUACACGUCAGCUACUAUCACUAAAAGACUCUAAAUUUUCAGUUUCACACCUGCUCAGCAUCUAUAGCUAUAUGAAGGCAGUUACAAAGACAUUGAUAAGCACACUAAAGCAAGCUGAAUAUUUCCCUCUUGAGUUGGUUAAGCUAAUAUUUUACAUUUGUGUUCAUAACCUGUUUCAGCCACUCCGAAAUGUUGAAUUCACCUUUGUAUUUUAGUUCACUUCCAUCCACUUUAACCAGAGCUUUUGUUUUUUUAUUCUCCUCAAAUUUUCUGUCAUGAAAUAUUAUCUCAGUUCUCAGACCAAGUGAGCCCGAGGGAGUCGAUCUGAAUGACAGAGACUUUUCUCGUUUACAAACUGAGUUGUUCUUUAACAAAAUUAUGAACUGUUUUAUUUGGGCCGUAAAAAACUUCAUAGUUUGUUUCAGUCACGGUCUAAUGGUAUUUUCUUAAAUGAAGCAAACCUGAAUAGAAAUCCAGAUAAACACUCACUCAUUACUGUAAGAAAACACAAAACGCCUGGAGAGUUCAGUUCCUGUAACUUACUGGCUUUGAAAUGUAUCUUCUGGAAAAUCUUGUAUUAUUCCAUUUCUGGAAAAUCAAUUUUGCUUCUGCAAUGAAAACAUCUAAUCUCCGGUGAAUGCGUGGGCAGUGGAUACAAAUGAAGCCUGUGGCGGCUGAAGGACUUCAGGUAUUUGAUAAGCUAUGGGUCAUGUUGUAGUGACUCUCCAUAUUUGCUCCCCCCUGAGAUUCUGGUCCCUGAUACUUAGCCAACAAGAAAACUCAUGAGGUGCAAAGACUGUAAUCCACUUUGUUGACAAAAACUUGCCUGAGAGUUUUUGUCUGUUUCUUACCUCACUACUGUACACUUUAAUCUCAUAUUUCUGCACCUUUGUCUCCUCCUGGUUUCUUCUCUUUUUACUAUUUACAAGUGAGACCACAUUACUUCACUGCCAAGCAGCAACUGCUGGUCUUGAAAAAUAAAGCUGAUGCAAAAACUGCAGUUUCCUGAAUGUCCACUUGAGGCUGGCUGCAGAAGCACCGGAAACCAUGUACACACUGAGCCAAAAAAGCAAAGUUGAGAGCAAAAAUGCAAGUUUACAGCCUAGUGAAAAAAACAUCCUUGGUCUGAUCCACUGUAUGUGGAGUGAAAUUUUUUUUUAAAACAUGAUUAUUUCAAAGUUAUUCAGGAUACAAGAUCGGCAAAUCAGAGGCCCGGAUGACUUGACUGACAGGCAGGCACAAUGUAACCAUUUGCGAGGAAGCCCGCCUUUAGCAGGAUGACCGAAUGGUCAGUUGAGCCAUCCUUAUCGAUGUGGCAAAAGUCAAAAGUCAAAGAGACUGUUGAUAAAUAAACGCCACGAUACAAAUAGCUCCUGUGAAGAACCUCUGGUUUGCACAAAAAGCAGUCUUCACUCUUGUUCAUUACAUGCUUAAACUGUGUCCUCUGAUAAAAGUUUAAUUUAGCUGACUUUUGACGGUGACAUGUAUCAUUUAAUGGAGAUAUUGUGUGUUAAAAUGAAGAUGAAGAAGACGGGGCUGUGUCAUUGUCUCUCGCUUCCUCUAAAAAAUUACACCAUAAAAUUGCUAGCCUUGCUGCUGAAAGUCUCUUUUGCUUUUGUGUAUCAUAAAAUAUGAAUUUAAGCCUUUGGUUUAAAAAGAGGGGCUUUGUUUACAUCUUAUGUUUUAUAAACUAUGUAACUGGCUGGCUGGAGAUAAUAAUAUGGUUAAAUUGUCUUUUCUGAUGUUGGUUGUAUUUGUGUUAUUUUCAGAUGGAGAGAUUAUCAGUCAGAUAAAAUCGACAAACCUGGCGCUGGCUGAGAUUAAAGACCUCCUGAAACAACAGGUAAAAACACCUGAUAAAAUCAGAUGCAUGUAAAUGUUGAUGAUUUUGUCACUCAUUAGACGUUUGCCCUUGAAUUAACUUUUUCAGAAGGUGUCCAUUCAGCAACUGUUGUGUUGGACUGUUGUGGAUUCAGCUAAAUAACAUCAUGGAAACUAACCAGCUAACGGAGCUGUUUUAAUUUGUAUUUUUCCUAGAUUAGAGAGAUCGUAUUUCUGAAGAACACUGUGAUGGAGUGUGAAGCCUGUGGUGAGUUCAGCAGCAAAACGGAGUUUCAUGAUUGUUUUUUUUUUUAGAAGACCAGUUUGUAGAAAGUUUUCACUACUCUUGCAUUUUUUAUUUUGAGAUGGUAAUUUGGGGAGAGUCCAAGUUAUAUUUUUUUAAGGUACAAAUCAGACUGAAAUUCUGCACAAGUUCCUGUGGACAGUUGUUAUGAACUAGAGUUAAACAAGAAGGAAAGGACCCACUUGCAGAACAAAAGAGGGAUUUAUUAAAAAAAACUAAAUGGAAAGCAACCAAAACUUACUCCAAAAUGUCCAAACACAAAAUCCAACCAAAGACACUGGCAAAAACAAAUUUAAGAUCACAGGGGAACAGGCAGAGAUGCACACAGAUCGACAAACAUACAUACAUACAUACAUGCGCAAUGAACCAAAACAAAACAGGGGAAGACAGGAACUAUAUAUACACAGGGAAACAAGCAACGAGAGGCAGGUGAGACACUGAGACAGGUGCAGACAAUUACAGAGAAGGAAAAACUGAGGAAAUAAAACAAGACUAGACACACACGAAUGGAUGACUACAAAAUAAAACAGGAAGUACAGAAAAGUAAUCUAAAGAAAAAAACAGAGAACAUGAGGGAAACAGGGUCAGACACAAACUGAAAACUCACAAGACUACAGGGGAACAGGAACAAUAGGGAACAGAAACACAAGAGAAAAACACAAAGAAAAUACAUUCAAAUCAUAAUCAUAACACAUCAUGACAACAGAGUUUUAAAUAAACAAAUCAAUAAGUAAUGACACUGAUAGGAUUGAAGCGCAUGAUCAAAAGCUAUUUCAUUUCAGAAUUUGCAGAAAUAAAAUAAAAAUAGAAAGUUCCUCAGACAGUUUGUCCACACUGAUACACUCAUGUGUCAGUGUGGACAUAUUUGUUGUGGUGAUCGGGGUUUCCUGGGUAGCAGAGAGACGAGCCAGCAGAGAGAAAUACAAGCAGCCAGUGAACAGCUGAGGCAGCUGAGGGGGAUCUGGGAAAGUGAAGCUGGAAACCUUCCUUUGAAAAGUGGUCAUUUUGAGGUCAAACCAUUACUACUCUUGGAUAAAUGAGGAUCAUUUACAGACCGUUACAGUCUCCUGAAUAUGUGGAUGUGGAUUUCACGUUUCUAAGGCCAAAAAUAAGACCACAACAGCAGAUUUAAAAAGUGAUCUCCAGAAGUAUGCUGGAGGAAUUUUCUGUCCCAUUUACUGUAAGAGCAGAUGAGGCAGACGAUUGUAGCUCCGGUUUACUUUAGACUCUCUGUUCCACACAUGUAAUCUGUUUUUAGUUUGAAUUCAUAUGAGAACAAGCAGAAUCAUUGUCCUACAGUUUGAGUGGAGUGAACAUCUAACAACACUUCGGUAUUAUGCUGGUUUAGAACAUUUUCGACCCCCUCUGUCUCCUCAGGUAUGGGAGGACACCAGCCUCGUCCCUCCUGUAAUCCUAACCCCUGCCACCCAGGAGUCAGGUGUAUGGAGACACCCCAGGGUAUUAAGUGUGGACCCUGUCCUGAUGGCAUGGAGGGUAAUGGGACCCACUGCACUGAUGUGGAUGAGGUACACAGAGUUCAUAAUAUCUAAUCACAACACAAUACAUCGAUCUGUUUGUUUUUUUUGUUUUUUUUUCUGGAUGAGAUUCAGUUUGUUUUUAAAUAUUUGGUAGAUGUUAUAAAAAUUGUGGUCAAAUGAAGAAGAUUCAGAAAGAAACUUAAAUACAGGACUGAAGUCGUGAGGCUCCUUUUCAGAAAUCGUCUAAAUAUUUUGUGUUUCUUUUCAAGUGCACUGUACUGCCGUGUCAUAUGGGUGUGCGCUGCAUAAACACUGCCCCCGGUUUUCGCUGCGGCUCCUGUCCUCCUGGAUACACCGGCCCCCAAGUCCAGGGUGUCGGUCUCGCUUACGCCAAGGCAAACAAACAGGUCGGGUUCACAACACACUCACACAAACACACACAUUUAGAAACAAGCUGACAAAACAACUGAAGUGGAUCAACAAUCUUGACAUUAGUAUAUAUAUAUAUAUAUAUAUAUAUUUUUUUUUUUUACCCGUUUAUUGGCAUUUUCAGUUUGAACAUAAACAAAUAACGUGUAAAAUAAGUGUACAUUAUAAAUCAUCAAACCAAAUCAUCCCUUUUUAAAAUCUUAUUCUUAGUUCAAAAACUGGGUUUGUGAAAAUUCUCCCAUCUGCAGCUGAAGAUGUUUACUUUUUCUCAUAACUCCCUCCUUUCUACAUCCAUCAGCAGCACCUCUUCACUCUCUAUAUACAGAGAGUCAAACAGAGAGAACUGCUCUGUAUCAGGAACACCUCAGGUCAUAGUGCAGGACUGUUUCCUCUUACUGCACUUCAUAUUUUUUACUCGUACUUUCACUCUUGAUGUAAAAGCAUACUGAGUUAGUUACUGACCUCUCUCUCUGUGUGUUUGUCCCAUCAAGGUCUGCAAAGAUAUCAAUGAGUGUGAAAGCCCCAACAACGGAGGCUGUGUGGCUAACUCUGUCUGCAUGAACACUCCUGUGAGUACAAACGCCAUCAACAGGCAUUUAAAACCCUGUUUGAGGGAGACCUGCAGUCCAUACAGUUCUUGUAAACCUAGGUAUGAUGGGUCUCUGUGUCGUUAGGGUUCGUACAGGUGUGGUCCCUGUAAGACAGGCUACGUUGGAGAUCAGCGGCGUGGCUGCAAGCCUGAGAGAGCUUGUGGUAAUGGACAACCUAACCCCUGCCACGCCAGUGCGGAGUGCAUCGUCCAUCGAGAAGGAGCAAUCGAGUGUCAGGUAAAUCAUUCAUCCUUUUCUGUGCAUGACUUAGAAAUUACAGUUUAGGAUUUUAGAUCAGAUCCGAUCAGAUGCAUCAGAUUUCAUACAAGGCUUUAUCAGAGACCCUCAGAGUGCUUUACAUUGGAUACAUCAAUCAUUCGCUCACACAGUCACACCCUGGUGGUGGAAAACUAGGAGCAAGGUGGGUUAAGCAUCUUGCCCAAGGACACAACGGACAGACUCGGAAUAGGGGGGAAUUGAACUGCCAACCUUCAAGUUAUUGGACGACCACUCUACCUCCUGUGCUACUGUCGCCCCAAAAGAGUAUUAAAGAGUAAAGAUCUUCAGUAUUCACUGUUUUUCAUGUUCUACAAAACCUCAUUGAAAAAUGUCAAUUUUGGCUCCCGUGUGGACAAAGAAAUAACUUUUACGUAGAUUGGACUCAAAAAAGGUUGUGUCAUCUGUACCAAACCAACAUGCCUAAAUAAAAUUAUUGACUUAACUUGUGAAGUCUAACGUUCAGCAGAACCAGAAUUGUUUAUUUAAAGGCUUGAACAUUUAAAAUGCUCUGCAAACAGACUGAAAAAUAAAUCUUUUCCCCUGAUCACAGUGUGGAGUUGGGUGGGCUGGCAACGGCUACCUGUGCGGGCCUGACAUUGACAUUGAUGGUAUCCCAGAUGAGAAACUGGACUGUCCAGAGAAGAACUGCAACAAGGUGGGUCUCCUUUAUGUUACCUGCACAUACAGAAAAAUAUUCAUAGAUCUUAUGUAGUAGAAACUGUCUUAAAAAAUAGUGCCGGUUGUGUUAUUUUUCUUUUUGUACUUUCCUUUCAAAGUGUCUGUUUUUCCCUUUCAGGAUAACUGCCUCACUGUGCCAAACUCUGGUCAAGAAGAUGCCGAUGGGGAUGGUAUUGGAGAUGCCUGCGAUGAGGAUGCAGAUGGGGAUGGGAUCCUCAACACACAGGUUCUUGCACAAAAGACGAAACAGGCCGCAAAACUUAAUCUGCCAUUUACUAUUAGAGACUAAAACAACAUCUUCACAGGAUAACUGCGUGUUGGUACCGAAUGUGGACCAAAGGAACAUCGACGAAGAUGACUUUGGUGACGCUUGCGACAACUGCCGCGCUGUCAAAAACAAUGACCAGAAAGACACAGAUGUGGACAAAUUUGGGGAUGAAUGUGAUGAAGACAUUGAUGGAGAUGGUAAAUAAAUUGUAGAAGACGGAUAUGUGAUUAAGAUCGGCCUGCAGAGGGUAGCUAAUGUCUAAAAUCUGAUUCAAAGAAAUAACCAAAAUCGUGAAUGCAGUAGUAUAAAGUGAUUACAGAUAAAGUGGAUGAAGACUUUGUCAGGUGAAUGCUUACUGAACUGAUCACCUUAAUCUCAGGUAUCCCUAACCACCUGGAUAACUGCAAGAGGGUUCCCAACGCUGACCAGAUCGAUCGUGAUGGAGACAAAGUGGGAGACGCAUGUGACAGCUGUCCUUACGUACCAAACCCUGAGCAGGUCAGAAAUCUGCCUUUCAUAUGUUGUGAGUUCUGUCAGCAAGCAAAUACGGACUCAAUAUGGAUGUGUUGAUCUUUUUUAGACUGAUGUGGACAAUGACUUGAUCGGAGACCCCUGUGACACGAAUAAGGACAGGUAAGUCAUGAUCGUGUCACAUGUGAUAUCUUUAAUGAUGAGCAUGUUCUAGUAAAAGUCUCUGUCCUCCAGUGACGGUGACGGUCACCAGGACUCUAGAGACAACUGUCCUGCAGUGAUCAACAGCUCCCAGCUCGACACGGACAAGGACGGGAAAGGAGAUGAGUGCGAUGAUGACGACGACAACGACGGCAUCCCAGACCUGCUGCCACCCGGACCUGACAACUGUCGUCUGAUCCCCAACCCUCUGCAGGAGGACUCUGACGGUGGGUCAUGUUUCUGACCUGUAAUGUCACAUUUUCUACAUCAGGUGGAUGAAAAGUUUAGAAAGUCUCUAUGGUUGUUCGCUCUCUAAGGUGACGGUGUGGGUAAUAUCUGUGAGACGGAUUUCGACAAUGACACCAUCGUUGACACCAUCGACGUUUGUCCGGAGAACGCUGAGGUCACUCUCACCGACUUCAGGGAGUACCAGACCGUUGUUUUAGAUCCUGAAGGAGACGCACAGAUCGACCCCAACUGGGUGGUGCUGAACCAGGUCAAGUGUCGUCUCCUGUUUCAUUUCAGUUUUUUUGUGUGCGUAUCCUAAAUAUAUUUCUGCCAUUCAAACGUCUCUGAACUCCUCGUCUCUCUUUGUGCAGGGAAGAGAGAUUGUCCAGACUAUGAACAGUGAUCCUGGCCUGGCUGUUGGUACGAACCUGAUCUAUAACUCAAAGCAAAAUUAAUGUUGGUCUUCAAAGUGGCUUGUCUGAAGAUCGCCAGUGACAGCUGUGUCUCCCCACCAGGUUACACCGCCUUCAGUGGAGUGGAUUUUGAAGGGACGUUUCAUGUCAACACAGUAACGGACGACGAUUACGCAGGAUUUAUCUUUGGGUACCAGGACAGUUCCAGUUUUUACGUGGUGAUGUGGAAGCAGGUUGAACAGAUCUACUGGCAGGCAAACCCGUUCAGAGCUGUGGCUGAACCGGGCAUCCAACUCAAGGUAGAAAAACCCCAAACUGUUUUUAAGUAUUUACAUCUAUUUAAUUUUUAUUUAAAUUAUUAUUUUUAGAAUUUAUGUAGGGUGACCAUACGUCCUCUUUUACCCGGGCAUGUCCUCUUUUUGGGGGGCUGUCCAGGAUUGUCCGGCAUUGACUGGGGAAGUUAAUAAAAUCCUUCAAAUGUCUGGGGUUUUGUACAAGAGUUUCGAUUUUGUGUCACAUGGACUUACUGAGUUAGAAGCGUUUUACUAAUCAAGCAUCAUUUAUAGGAUAUAGAGCUUCAAUAAACCGCUAUAUUCAUGUUUUAUCAAUCAGCUCAAUCACAAGUAAAGUCCCACUCCCAUCGUUUUUUUUCAUUAUAAUUAUUACCUAAAGUGUUCUCAGUGGUCUGUAAAUUGUGAUUAUGAAGUUUUUACCAAAAAUAGCAUUACUUGUGUCAUUUUCAAGGGCUUUUCUUCUGCAAAGUUGUGGGCGGGAACAGCGCUGGUCUGCACACUCGUCUUCACAUUAGCUUGCAGCCUAGCAUUACCAGUGUAGUAGAAGUGACAGGUAACAUAGGAGCUAUUCAGCUCUCAGACAAAAAUGUCUUGAGGGACACAAUGAAAGCUAAUAUCAUAAUUAGCUUUCUUACAAUCAUUACAAUCUGCUAAUGUACACGCUUGUUCCGCAAUCGUCCUCUAUUUCUCCUCUAUAUGCAGAGUGUGGCCUGCAUUGCAGGGCUCUGGGGGCGGAGCUUGGAUUUGUGAUGUAUGAAAUCUCACUGUAUCUGAUCCUGCUGUUUGGGUCUGCCAGUGAUUCACAGCAAUUUGAAUGAAGAAAUACUCAGAAAAGCAAUUUCGCACUUAGUUUUCUCAUGAUAUGUCCUGUAGCAUCAGAAAAAUGCCAUAUGAACAUGUAAAAGAACAUGAUUUUCAUCAGAGUUGGUCUUUAAAGUCAAAUACCGCUUUCAACACUGAUAUGAAAGAGUUGUGAUGAUAUGCUGAUGGAUGUUUAAAGUUGGUCCAGGGAAUCAAAGUUCUUGUUACUGUGUUUUGAAAAGGCUGUCAAGUCCAACACAGGUCCGGGUGAAAACCUUAGGAACGCUCUGUGGCACACCGGUGACACGAGUGACCAAGUCAAACUUCUCUGGAAGGACUCACGCAACGUCGGCUGGAAGGACAAAACCUCUUACCGCUGGUUCCUCCAACACAGGCCAGCUGAUGGCUACAUCAGGUACCAACUCAUUCAACUUUAAACAUCACCACCACUCUUACCUGAUUGUUUUUUAACCUAGCUUCACUUCUGUGUUUCACUUGUUUUUGUCUUUAACAAAACUUCAAUCUGUUUGCUGCUGUGUGAUGUUGUUACCUCUGUGAUGAUACGCAGGGUUCGUUUCUACGAGGGGACUCAGAUGGUUGCAGACACGGGCGUCAUCAUUGACGCCACGAUGAGAGGAGGUCGUCUGGGAGUUUUCUGCUUCUCCCAGGAGAACAUCAUCUGGGCCAACCUGCGUUAUCGCUGCAAUGGUGAGACAAGUUUACCCUCUUUCAGCCUUUUUUCCCACUUCCCCACAUGUUUUAUGGACAUAUCGAAUAAUUGAAAAAACAUCUCAAAUACCUUUUCCUUGUGGCCCAAACUGGAAAAAAAAUAUUGAUACGUCUGUUGUUUCUCUCUACAGACACUAUUCCUGAAGACUUCGACUCCUACAGAGCUCAGCAGGUCCAGCUGACUUUCUGA